AUGAAUAGGGAGUUUGAAAUGACUGAUAUGGGAAGAUUGCAUUAUUUCCUGGGUAUAGAAGUACUUUAUGAGAAUGGAAAUAUCAUACUGUCUCAAAGAAAGUAUAUGAGAAAUUUGUUAGAUAAAUAUAAAAUGACACAAUGCAAUACUGUAUCCACACCUAUGGAAUAUGGAUUAAAGUUGUCAAAGGAUGACCCAGAAGAGUUUGUAGAUGAAGGUGUGUAUCGAAGCCUAGUAGGAAGUCUGAUGUAUCUUACCAAUACGAGACCAGACAUCAUGUUUGCAGUAAGCAAAGUCAGUAGAUUUAUGGAAAAUCCAAGGAGGAGUCACUGGGAAGCAGCUAAACGAAUACUUAGAUACAUCAAAGGAACACAAAACCAAGGAAUUACAUACUCCAAAGGAGGAAAGAAAAUUCUUGUAGGUUUUAGUGAUAGUGACUAUGCAGGAGAUGUGGAUGAUAGCAAGAGCACCUCCGGGUAUAUAUUUCAUUUAGGUUCAGGUCCCAUCUCAUGGCAGUCAAAGAAACAAAAGGUAGUAGCUUUAUCUUCAACGGAAGCAGAAUACAUGGCAUUAUCAUUGGCAGGUUGUCAAGCUUUAUGGAUUAAGGGAAUUUUAGAUGACUUACAAGAAAAGAAUGAUUCCUCAAUUCCUUUAUACUGCGACAAUAAGUCUACUAUAUGUUUGGCUAGGGGUUUAUCAUGGAAAGAGCAAACAUAUAAGGGUUAA
This is a messenger RNA of Helianthus annuus (common sunflower), 726 nucleotides long. Its product is annotated as secreted RxLR effector protein 161-like. The transcript has a single exon. The coding region runs from base 1 to 726 and encodes 241 amino acids. Lineage: Eukaryota; Viridiplantae; Streptophyta; Magnoliopsida; Asterales; Asteraceae. The record is from RefSeq and is a predicted model, not a curated record.